AUGGCAUAUCCAACACGACACUCGGGUCAUCAUCAUUAUUAUAAUGGACGAUCGUUUCCUCAACCUCGACAUCGUUAUCAACAUCCACAAAUGUAUUCUGUAGAUAUGUAUGGAAGACAUCAUCGACGACAUCGACAUCAGAGGAGUCAUCGUCAUCGUUCAUCAAAUUCAAAGUUUGAAGCUGAAAUGCUAAAAUUACAUAACUAUCAUCGUGCACGUCAUUGUGCACCACCACUUGUUAUUGAUCAACGAUUGAAUCAAAUAGCUCAAUCAUAUGCUGAAUAUUUAGCAGCUACAUCAACAUUCGAACAUAGUGGAAAUAAACUUGGAAAUGAAGCAUUAGGAGAAAAUCUAUACAUGCAAUGGAUAUCUCAUGGUGAAGCACAAGCUUCUGCAAGAGAUGCAAUACAAAGUUGGUAUGGUGAAAUAGCAAUGCAUAAUUUUGACAAACCAAAAUAUUCAUCAGAAACCGGUCAUUUCACACAAAUGGUAUGGAGAUCAUCGAGAAAAAUGGGUGUUGGAAUAGCUCACUCACCAGAUGGACGUGAAGUUUAUAUUGUAGCAAAUUAUUAUCCUGGUGGAAAUAUUGUUAAUCCAGGAUUUUUUGAAGAUAAUGUUUUACCACCAAAUUGUUAA
Messenger RNA from Rotaria sp. Silwood1, 636 nucleotides. The record is from the annotation of a GenBank genome assembly. NCBI's taxonomy places the organism in Eukaryota, Metazoa, Rotifera, Eurotatoria, Philodinida, Philodinidae.